AUGAUUGGAAUUGGUAAUAGACCACCCGAAGAAGAGUUAUUCGAUAAGAAGCCAAUCGAACCGAUUGCAAAUUAUCCCAAUGGAAAAGGCGACCCUCAAAUGAUUAUGAAUGGAAUUGAUCAGAAUACAAAAGCGCAGAAGGUUAGAAUUGAGUUGAGUUAUUUCAUUAAAUAUCAUUAUAUUUUUUUCCAGAUCAAUCGUCUUGUUUUGUCUAGAACCGCGAUUGUCGAACUUCUGAGAGUUGAAUCGCCUUCGAAAAUUUGGGUAAGAUUAACAAAUCAUAUCGCUGACGAUACUUUGACAUUCAAAGAACCGUGAGUUUCUUUUAUUCUAGCUUUUAAUGUGUCGUUCAAAUAAUAAUUCAAAAAAUUUCAGCUUCGAUUUGAAACCCAAAGAAAGCUUUAAAAUUGGAGAAUACGCCAUUGCUCCAUAUCAAGCGAGAACUUUUCGAAGAUGUUUGAUUGAAGAUGUAAGUUUCGAAAAAAAAUAUUUGUGUUAAUAAAUAAUUGAUUUUCAGAUCAGAAGAGAUAAUAAUAACGAAACGAUUGUUGAUAUUUUAUUUAUUGAUGAUGCUUUGAAAUACACAGUAAAACCGGAGGUAUUUUCUAUAUUUGAAACUCAACGAAAACAAAUGAAAUGGAAUUUUUCAGUGUCUUUGUGAAAUGGAUGAGCAUUAUAUGUUUUUCCCUUGGCAAGCGAUUCAAAUUUCGCUCUUUCAACUGUUCCCAAGAGAUUUCAACCUAAAAGGUGUUCAACCGCGACAAAAAUGGUCAAAAGAAACAUGCGAUAAUUUGCGUGAAGUUCUGGAACAAUUCGAAUUUUUACGAGUCGAAGCGGUUUUGUCAAGUGUCGUUUUCAAUGAUUACUCAAGAGCCACACCUUGCCAUAUUUUUGGAAUUGAAAAUUAUAUGGAAUUAGAAACCGGUUCAGAUAUUUUGGAUUUAUUGUUGAGUACGGGAAAUUUGCCGAUUACUCGCAUUCCAUUAUAUGACGCGGCAAAACAUCAAUUUUUCGCUGUUGAAAGAAGUCCAUCAGAUGAAGAACAAAUUUUGACGAUUCAUAGAGGAAUUCCAGAAGAGUGGAAAAUGACCAAAAAACCCGUGCUUCUUGGAAAAGAAGCUACGUUGAGUUCUGAUAUACAAGAUUGGGAUCCCGAACUUUGUCAAAUCCCAGCAUUCACAGAAGAUGAUUUGAAAUCGUUAGUUUUAUUUUUGAAAUCCCUCUGAAACCCCUCUUUUUCAGAUUCGCCGAUGAAAACAAUGAUAUUCUGUUUAGUGUAGAAGGAAUUUGCACAAAAUCGCCAUCUCGAUGGUAUGCUAGACCAAUUCUUAAAACAUGUGAUGAAGAAGAAGCGGAAGAUGGUGAUGAGAAUGAGAUUGAAGACGAUCCGGUUAAAUGGAUGAUUAAUGGAAAUGAGGAAUUAUUAUCAGCGGCUGAACAAUUGGAUACGUAUUAUUCGGUGUCUGAAAAUCGAAAACCAUUGACACAUGAAGAAAUGUAAGCGAUUUGAGUUAUGAUGUGGCGUAAAAACCCGAUGACUUCAAAGAUGAUUUUCGGCGAUUUACAUCUUUGCAAAGUUUCAUAAUCACAAUUCUUAUUUAUUUCAGUAAAAAUCUUCUCGCAAAAUCGAAAGAUGUUUUCGCAGUUUGUGCUGUCAACGAAGAUAAAUCCGCAUAUACUGGCGAAUGGCAACGUGUGCAAAUUCUCAAAUGCGAAACUUUUGCCGAAGUUUUGUUUUUGGAUUCUGGAGGUUGCGAUAUGGUUUUGACUAGCUCUUUGUACAGAAUUCAUGAGCAGUAAGUUUCAUUUCGAGUUCAGAAAAAAAUAAAAAACGCAAAUUUUCAGACAUUGUCGAUAUCUUCCAAAAUGUCUUCAAUUAUCGAUUCAUGGAUUAGCUUCGGGUAUCAAUUCUUCCCGAAAUGGAAUAUUUAAAAGUAGCGAGUGUGAAAUGUUUCGCUCUGCAUUGAAAGUCGAUGUUCCGCUUGUUAUUAAUUUGGAAGAUAGUGAGUUGAAUUUCAGCUAUUCAGAAAUAAUUUUUGAAUUGAUUUUCAGUUCAAUUGGCAAAAUCUCAAAUGGAUGUCGAGAAGUCGGGGAUUUUCAAUAAGAAUGUCUUUUUUGUCAGAGAUAUGAGAGUGAGUUUAAUUGAAAGAAAUCGGAAAAAAGUGAUUUUUACUUUAUAUUUUUCUAGAUCUCAAUUUUUAUCAAGAUUUUCAAAAUUAUUCUUGCAGAGUUACGAUGAGGACGAAUCAUUCAUGGAUUAUUUGAAAUCUCGUGGAUUGGUUGAAGAUGAGAAAGCUCCGGUUGAAUGGUUGUGA
Caenorhabditis angaria is the source of this 2315-nucleotide messenger RNA. The record is from the annotation of a GenBank genome assembly. NCBI's taxonomy places the organism in Eukaryota, Metazoa, Nematoda, Chromadorea, Rhabditida, Rhabditidae.